AUAGCAGCACAGCUUAGUUACUACAAUUUGUUGAUUACCAAUCAUGUUUGGGCCAAUUCAUCUCUCUUGUCUCCUUGCUUUCCUUCCACUUCUUGGUGUAGUAGCUUUGACGAAUACAAACGAUUUUGUUGCUCUGAAGGCCUUGAUGUCUAACUGGGAUAACCACCCACCUAAUUGGGAUGGCGCCGAUCCAUGCGGGAGUGGUUGGGACGGGAUCACCUGCACAAAUGAUCGAGUUCAAUCCAUGUAAUUACUAGCUUCUUUAAUAACCAUUGAAAAAUACCUAACAUGCUCAUACUAUUCUGUUUCAGAACUUUAGCAAGCUUAAAUCUAAGUGGUCAGCUAGCAUCAGACAUUGAAAAACUAUCUGAGUUGCAGAUUUUGGAUCUUUCCUAUAACAAAGACAUCACAGGAGAGCUUCCUUCAUCAAUAGGAAAUUUGAAUAACUUGACCAGCUUGAUCGUCGUAGGUUGUGGAUUUAGCGGUCAGAUACCACCCUCAAUCGGAUCCCUACAAAAGCUGGUUUACUUGUCUCUCAACUUGAACAACUUCAUUGGUGAAAUACCAGCUUCCAUUGGUAAUAUACCGAAUCUUUUUUGGCUUGAUUUAGCUGAUAACAAGCUCACCGGGAGCAUCCCCGUCUCCAAGGGAAGCACGCCAGGUCUUGAUAUGCUUGUCACUACUAAGCAUUUCCAUUUUGGAGGGAAUCUAUUGUCUGGUGAAAUACCACCUCAGCUAUUUACCUCAAAGUUAACUCUUAAGCAUUUACUUCUCGAAAACAACCAGUUUACUGGUGGAAUUCCUACCAUGUUGGGGCUAGUACGAAGUUUGGAGGUUAUACGGCUUGAUAGGAACUUGUUGAGUGGAGCUGUUCCGGGAAACCUCAACAACCUCAGUAGUGUCCAAACAUUGCACUUGGAAAACAACAAGCUGACAGGACCUCUUCCCAACCUCACUUCCAUGGAUUCCCUCAACUACGUGGACUUGAGCAAUAACUCUUUCGAAGCAACAGAUGUUCCACCGUGGUUCUCAUCUCUGCAGUACUUGACUUCACUGAUAAUGGAGAAUACACACAUUAGAGGGGAACUCCCUCAUUCUUUGUUUAGCCUUUCUCAGCUGCAAACUGUCGUAUUAAGGAAAAAUCAAAUAAGCGGCACGUUGAAUAUUGGCUCCAACCGCAACAACCAGCUGAAGCUGAUCGAUCUGCAGAACAACUUCAUUGAUGCAUUCCCUGCAAGUGAUGAUUAUAGUACUGUUGAAAUUAUACUUGUUGGAAAUCCGAUAUGUGAAGAAGGGAUCACAGAGGUCUACUGCACCAUCUCUAACGACCGGUCUAAUGACACAUACACAUCGCCACAGCAAAACUGCACACCUCUUCAAUGCAGCAAGUAUCAGAUUCUGAGCCCAACCUGCCAAUGUGCAUAUCCUUACUCGGGCACCUUGACCUUCCGGGCGCCCUCCUUCUCCAACUACGGGAACAAGAGUGUCUAUGAAUCACUUGAGCAAGCACUGAUGAACUCAUUCAAGUCUCACAACCAACCAGUGGACUCAGUUUCACUGUCUAGUCCAGUGAAGGAUUCCGUUGGCUAUCUUCAGUUGCAUCUUGAGAUCUUCCCCUACAGUCAGAUUUACUUCAACUGGACAGGGAUUGAAAGAAUAGGCUUCAUGCUAAGUAAUCAAACUUUCAAGCCCCCGCAUGAGUUUGGACCCUUUGUUUUCCACGGAAACGCAUACCAAUACUUUGCAGGAUACAUUGCAGCUUCGCGUAAAUCAAGUAUAAGCAUGGGUGUCAUUAUUGGAGCCGCACUUGGUGCAUUCAUUCUACUUCUGUUGCUGGUGGUGGCCGGAGUCUAUGCAUUCCGUCAGAAGAAAAUAGCCAAAUCAGCUUCCAAAAGGAGUGAUCCAUUUGGAUCAUGGGACCCCAAAACAGACAGUGGCGGAGUCCCACAGCUGAAAGGAGGCACAAACUUCACGUUCGAGGAAAUCAAGAAAUUCACCAACAACUUCUCUACAAGCAAUGAGAUUGGAAGUGGUGGCUAUGGAAAGGUGUAUAGAGGAACACUUGUGAAUGGACAGCUAGUUGCAAUAAAAAGAGCUCAGCAAGGGUCAACACAGGGGUCAUUGGAGUUCAAGACUGAGAUUGAGCUUCUCUCAAGGGUUCAUCACAAAAACGUUGUUGGUUUGGUCGGUUUUUGCUUCGACAAGGGAGAACAGAUGUUGGUCUACGAAUACAUCACCAACGGAACGUUGAAGGAUAGUCUCACAGGGAAAACGGGGAUCAGGUUGGAUUGGAGUAGAAGGCUGAAAAUAGCACUCGGGGCAGGGAGAGGUGUGCACUAUUUGCACGAGGAAGCAAACCCUCCCAUCAUACAUAGAGAUAUCAAAUCAAACAACAUCUUAUUGGAUGAUCGUUUGAGUGCCAAAGUAGCAGAUUUUGGUCUCUCUAAGUGUAAGCCAAUGUCUGAACAGGACAAGAGUCAUCUCACCACUAAUGUCAAAGGCACAAUGGGUUACUUGGACCCUGAGUACUACAUGACGCAGCAGCUGACUGAGAAGAGUGACGUCUACAGCUUUGGAGUGAUGAUGCUGGAGCUUCUGACGUCCAAGGCCCCCAUCGUGAAAGGGAAAUACGUCGUGAGGGAGGUCAAGGAGGCGCUGGACAAGAGCAAGAACUUGUACAACCUGGAGGCCAUGUUGGACCCCAUAGUGGCGUCCAACAUGGCGCCCGGGAGCGUGGAGAGGUUCGUUGAGAUGGCGCUGAGGUGUGUCGAGGAGUCGGGUAGUAGUAGGCCGAACAUGAGUGAGGUGGUGAAAGAGAUAGAGAAGAUCAUGGGUCUUGCAGGGCUGAAUCCAAGUAAUGAAUCUGCAUCAACAUCAGACAACUAUGAAGGAACUAGUAAAGGAUCCAAGGAUCCUUAUGCUAUUGAGAGCCUGCUUUCAUACAGUGGGUCAGAAUCCAAAUAGAAGAAAUGAAUGUGUAUCUGAAACUGUUCAAACCUUUCCACUUUUAUUUAUGAUUUGUGUUUUUUCCA
Molecule: messenger RNA, 3032 nt
Organism: Salvia splendens (bonfire salvia)
Lineage: Eukaryota; Viridiplantae; Streptophyta; Magnoliopsida; Lamiales; Lamiaceae
Product: leucine-rich repeat receptor protein kinase HPCA1-like
Exons: 19
Coding region: 289-2964 (891 amino acids)
Biological process (GO): protein phosphorylation
Molecular function (GO): ATP binding; protein binding; protein kinase activity
Source: RefSeq, a predicted model, not a curated record